UGCGGCCUGCGUAACCUCGGUGGCAGGGGCAUUGCUUUCUGGGAACCGCAACAAUGGCCGGAAUCCUGAGCUGUUUUGUUCUGCUGCUCAGUGUGUUAUCGAAUAUAACUCAAGCGCAGGUGGUGGAUUCAGUAAGCGCCGCAUCACUCGGUGGAGCACCAGUUGGCUUGUACGAGAAACGGCAGUAUCCAGCUCAGCCCUUUCCUCUGUUUGGCGGGUAUGGGUUUCCUUCCCCCUUCUUCCCGCAAUUAUUCCCUUUUCCUGGACUUUCCCCCUUCGGCCAGAGUGCGCCCCCGAUCCGCCCGAUUCGCCCCAGACCUAGACCGCCGCUCUUCCCACCUCUGAGGCCGACCGUUCGACCAAGACCUAGACCUCCGCCACCCAGGCCACGCCCCGUACCCAGACCACGCCCAGGAGUGAGACCACGUCUCCUCGGUGGCGUGCUGGGCUUGGAUGGAAUACUUGGAUGAAUAACUGGUGCAGUCCCGUCUGAGAACAAGGUCCUGAUGGAAGUGUAUGGAUGAAUGAGUGUACAAAAACUAAUAAAAAGUGAUGAACAAAG
Messenger RNA from Uloborus diversus, 562 nucleotides. Its product is annotated as keratinocyte proline-rich protein-like. NCBI's taxonomy places the organism in Eukaryota, Metazoa, Arthropoda, Arachnida, Araneae, Uloboridae. The record is from RefSeq and is a predicted model, not a curated record. The transcript has 4 exons. Bases 54 to 470 code for a protein of 138 amino acids.